GGAAGUAAAUCACCAAACGGCAAACAAACAAAUCAUUACAAAAGGGCAAAUGGACACCAGCACCACCACCACCACCAUCACCACCACCACCACCACCACUUCCACUCCACAAAAGCUUCCGGACCAGCCGCCAGCCCAGCCCCGAGAAGCGAUAUUCAAGUUCGGCAAUUAAGCAACGCGAAUGGAUAUCGCGGAAUUAGCAUAAUGCUCGAUCGGGAGGUACGGCGAUUUAUUAUCGGAGUGAUUACACACGCAGGUCGGAUGACAAAUUCGUUGGUAUUUCGACGCCAGCCAGGAGAGUGCGGGUAAAGAAUUAAUCCGAGAGUUCAUAUAAAUUAAAAGACGCCUCAAACGCUUCGGCAUUGUUGUCGGCCUCCGGGGCUUCUGGUCUUCAUUUCCCUCGGUCAGACACACAUGUUACUCUAUAGUGACCAUACAAUAGACGCCCGGCCACAGUGACAAAUAGAAUAAUAGUGAUAAAAGAGAGCGCUGACGGUGACGAAAGCAUUUGGCGAUAAUGGAACGAUAAAAGAGUCAAACGCUCGACUUUUCGACUCUUGCAAUGACACUCACCCCGCAGUGUUCCGGACGAUAGUGCUCGCGUGCCACCUUCGGAGAAGUCGAACAUUUAAAUAUUACCUUAGUGCCUAUCGGCCUAGGCCUUAGCUACAUAUUCGAGGGCAAACAGGAGAUAGUAGGAGCUAGUACACUCGAAGAAACACUUGCCACCACAAAAAACCCGUUGUCUCCGGUGCCUCUGUGUAAAUAAGCUAGUUCGCGGCUUAAUUAAUUCGAAGCUUGGUAGACGCAAAAAUAGACAAAGUUCGAGCGAACGGCGGUCAUAACAAGUUAGUCUUCGAUCUGUCCCGAGACCGUUGACUCCCCCAAGAAGCGAGCCCGAGACCGGAGCGCGAAGCCGGAGAAUUGACCAGGUCGGAGAAUCGGAGCCCCUGACAAAUUCCACGAGUAUAAAGCCCGGCCACCAAAAUGCCGCAAUCGCAUUUCACUCGGAGGCAUUGUCUAGCGAUGACUGGCGGAUUAAUUACAUCGGCGGUUCUCAUCUGGUGCCUUGCUCACUCGUCAGUCGAGUCGUCCGGCAAGCUCUACGAUCCCGGCACUGAUAAAUCCACGCUCGAGCUCCUCCAUGUGGUAUUCCGACAUGGACCACGAACGCCGGCGGAUACGUAUCCAAAGGAUCCGCAUGUAAAUGAGACCUACUAUCCAUUUGGCUGGGGACAAGUAACAAAUAAUGGCAAACGCGAGCUGUUCAACAUUGGUACUUGGCUGCGUAAGCGUUAUGGCAAAUUUCUGGCGCCCAACUACAGUCCCGAUUUGGUCCACGCUCAGGCAACGGGUGUUCCGCGGACCCACAUGACCAUGCAGACUGUUUUGGCCGCCUUCUUUCCGCCGAAGGGCACGGACAUGGAGUGGAAUAGUCGGUUUAAUUGGCAGCCCAUACCUGUCUUCUCCCAGGAGCUCAAUGAGGACACGUUGCUGCUCGUUCGCACUUCAUGUCCCCGAUAUUAUGAGGCCCUUAAUGAAGUCUACGAGCUACCUGAGGUGAAAGCAGAAAUCGCUCCCUACCUGCAAAUGUUCAAGGAGUUGGAAGAACACACCGGCCUGAGCUUCAAGGAACCCGAGGAUGUGCAAUCUCUAUAUUUGACCCUGCUGGCCGAGCAGGAAUGGGGUCUGAAGUUGCCCGAAUGGACCCAUUCGUACUUCCCCGAGAAAAUGCAGUUCCUGGCCGAACAGAGUUACAUUUACAACGUCUACACACCCGAGAUGCAGAAGAUCAAGGGUGGGCCCUUCCUCAAGAAGAUGUUCGACGAAAUGCAGCAGAAGAAGAACGGAACCCUGAAGCCCAGUGGCCGGAAGCUGUUCAUCUACACGGGCCACGACUCGACGGUGGUGAAUGUUCUCUCCGCCCUGAAGGUCUGGGAGCGACAGCUGCGCUACUCCUCCAUGGUCCUAUUCGAGCUGCAUAAAAAUAAGGAAACCGGUGAUUACUGGGUGGAGAUAUACUUCCGGAACGAUCCCAAAGCUCCCGCCCAGAAGCUGACAGUGCCCGGCUGUGAGUUCCAGUGCCCCUUGGAAAAGCUGCUGGAGCUGGCCAAGGAUGUGGUGCCCACGGAAGCGGAUGCCAAGCGGUGCGAGUCUCGAAACAUGGGCUUCACAGAGCCACCUCUGCGAGGGCCAUGAAAACCAGAAUCUAGUCCCCAAGGAAAAUUCGAAAAGGUGCUACAAUUCUCAGGGAGUGGGACUGCCACAGGCCCACCAAUAAGCCACAUCCACCAAGUUAGGUCAAUAGUUUAGUUUAAGCUGAAUAAAGCGAUACCCAUUGUGGGUUACUUCAAAAUAUA
Drosophila serrata is the source of this 2360-nucleotide messenger RNA. RefSeq names its product venom acid phosphatase Acph-1. NCBI's taxonomy places the organism in Eukaryota, Metazoa, Arthropoda, Insecta, Diptera, Drosophilidae. Gene Ontology annotation, molecular function: phosphatase activity. The record is from RefSeq and is a predicted model, not a curated record. Gene Ontology annotation, biological process: dephosphorylation.